UCAAAGGAGAUGGCGGCGCGUGCCCGUUUUCGGUAGUCUUAUGCUGAAAGGGAAGCAAGGGCAGCCUAAAACGAUAACAGGGUGGCUGGCCCCCUUGUGUGGUAACAUAUGGGAACCAAGGAACAAGAUGCAGGCACAAUAAACGCAAAACGUCUUUAUUCCUCUUCAUUUGAAACACAAUAAUAUAUAGUAAAGCCGUUUCGCCCAAUUUCAGGGUUCAUCAGCACACAUAGCACACAAAAAGUACAGAUGUGGAUGGCACUAGAGGCUCAAGGGAUCGAAAAAACGUUCCAAGGUUGGGACAAAAUCACUAAGCCCGCAAUGACUCAAGGGAUCGCAAAAACUUUCCAAGGCUGGAACAAAAUCACUAAGCCCGCAAUGAGUCAAGGGAUCGCAAAAACGUUCCAAGGUUGGGACAAAAUCACUAAGCCCGCAAUGACUCAAGGGAUCGCAAAAACGUUUCACGGUUGGGACAAAAUCACUAAGCCCACAAUGACUCAAGGGAUCCCAAAAACUUUCCGAGGUUGGGACAAAAUCACUAAGCCCGCAAUGAGUCAAGUGAUCGCAAAAACGUUCCAAGGUUGGGACAAAAUCGCUAAGCCCGCAAUGACUCAAGGAAUCGCAAAAAUGUUCCACGGUUGGGACAAAAUCACUAAGCACAGAAAAGACGAGCAAAAUAAAAGGCAAUGUAAGGUGUGUGGGCAUCGAACCAACCACACAAACACGAGUGAAUGUCUCCGCCACGACACCUUUAGAAUAUAGGGGCCUCCAAAGCUACCUAAGCCGAGA
Molecule: messenger RNA, 789 nt
Organism: Nematostella vectensis (starlet sea anemone)
Lineage: Eukaryota; Metazoa; Cnidaria; Anthozoa; Actiniaria; Edwardsiidae
Exons: 2
Coding region: 250-762 (170 amino acids)
Source: RefSeq, a predicted model, not a curated record